This is a messenger RNA of Wyeomyia smithii (pitcher-plant mosquito), 629 nucleotides long. RefSeq names its product transcription initiation factor TFIID subunit 10-like. Gene Ontology annotation, biological process: transcription initiation at RNA polymerase II promoter. The record is from RefSeq and is a predicted model, not a curated record. Gene Ontology annotation, molecular function: promoter-specific chromatin binding; RNA polymerase II general transcription initiation factor activity. The transcript has 4 exons. Gene Ontology annotation, cellular component: nucleus; transcription factor TFIID complex; SAGA complex. Bases 128 to 547 code for a protein of 139 amino acids. Lineage: Eukaryota; Metazoa; Arthropoda; Insecta; Diptera; Culicidae.
CUCACUGUGAACGCCUUCACUGUGAAGUGCUGUGUCAGCAAUCUGUCAAAUCUCAGCGGAACAGCAUUAUUGGUAAACAAAACAUUUCGCUCCGCUAAAUUUGCAGUAGGUAAGCGCAAGAGUCAAAAUGGGUGAUAACUUCGGAAUACAUCGUGGACCACCAAAACGGCAGACCGAUAACAGCGAAGAUCGCACCCAAGGCCAGAUUUUGAGUGACUUUCUUGUGCAGCUGGAGGAUUACACUCCAACGAUUCCAGAUGCUGUUACGUCGUACUACCUAAAUUCAGCUGGUUUCGAAGCGUCCGAUCCAAGAAUCGUUCGAUUGAUCUCGAUUGCGGCACAGAAAUUUAUCUCGGACGUAGCUAAUGAUGCCCUGCAGCACUGCAAGACCAGAACCAGCAAUGCGCCGAACACAAGCCACGGUUCGUCGAAAAAUCAAAAUGCAAAACUGGCGAAGGACCGUAAAUAUACGCUGACCAUGGAGGAUCUUCAGCCGGCGCUGAACGAUUACGGUAUCACUGUACGGAAGGCGCAUUACUUUGUCUAGAGUUCUAGCUUUUUACUGGUAACCAUCUGAAAGUUUGUAAUUCAUCUGGAAUGAAUAAAUUGAACAGUUGAAUCGCGAACAA